Syzygium oleosum is the source of this 1395-nucleotide messenger RNA. RefSeq names its product F-box/kelch-repeat protein At3g61590-like. Gene Ontology annotation, molecular function: protein binding. The transcript has 2 exons. Lineage: Eukaryota; Viridiplantae; Streptophyta; Magnoliopsida; Myrtales; Myrtaceae. The record is from RefSeq and is a predicted model, not a curated record. The coding region runs from base 1 to 1395 and encodes 464 amino acids.
AUGGCCGGCGUCUCUCUCAAGUGCGGCGACUGCGGCGCCCUCUUGAAGUCUGUGGAGGAAGCUCAAGGGCAUGCCGAGCUCACCUCUCACUCGAACUUCUUCAAGUCCACCGAGGCCGUCCUCAAUCUCGUCUGCAGCUCCUGCGGGAAGCCCUGCCGAUCCAAGACGAUUUAUACUCUGUCAGGAUUUCUCAUGGAGGGAGAGACGCUAUCGGCCGAUCAAAACCUGCCGAGGGACAACAAGACGCCUCGUGUGUCCUCAGUUCUCCGUGAACGUGAACGUGAACGCAAUGCAAAAGUUUCUCUAGUUCCCAUGGACUGGUUCCUGCCUGACGACCUAUCGGAACAGAUCCUAGCCUGCCUCCCGUUCGCAGACCUUGUCAGAGCGGGCGCUGUUUGUACUCGGUGGCGUGGAAUUAUAACUUCUAGGAGUUUUCGGAAGAAACUGUUGCACGGUGUAUCGCGGAGACCAUGGUUACUUGGACCCCAUGGACAUGCUUAUGACCCUGUCUACAACGUCUGGUACGAGCUCGAUCUACCCAGAUUCAAAUUAUUCAGUGCAUGCAUCGCCAAAGUUGUAUCUUCCACUGGCUUGAUUUCUGCAUUGGGCAAAGGUAAGGAUGGUUUCGCCAGGUUAUAUGUCUACAACCCUCUUACGAGAAGACGGAGAGAAAUUGCGCGGUCCCUGAGGGUGGAAGAUGUGAUUUGCACCCCCCUUGCAAUCACGGUUAGUAGGACAACACCAAGUUAUAGAGUCUCAAUCGUGACUACAAAAGAUCUCCCUGGGGUUCCGGUCGGACGGGAACUUUCGAUUCGUCUCUACAGUUCCCAACCAAGGAUGUGGGUGACUUGCAUGACAGAGGUCUUGAUAGGUUGGAGAAGCGGUUACGAGAGUGUAAUCUGUGACGGGGUUCUGUAUUUCUCAAUUUAUCAAACGGGGUACGUUUCACCUUGGCACGGCGAUGGCCUGGUGAUGUAUGACCUCUCCGGACGAUGUUCCAAUGACUUGCUAGCAAGCUUUGUUCCGGUUCCUUGCCCUCUCCCACGUGGAUGUCUGAUGAACAUGAAGGAGAAGCUAGUUUUGGUUGGGGAUAUCAGCGAAGAUGAUCGAGCAUCUUUCAUGUCAAUGAAGGGAGUCGGCAUUUGGGUCUUGAAUGGCAGGGAGUGGCAUGAGAUUGCUCGCAUGCCUGAUGAUCUUUUCCUAGGAUUUGGAUCUGAUCCUUGGAUAAGAAGUUCUGGCUUGAAUGAUCUGAUAUACAUCCUGAGCGAACGUGGUCCUUAUGUUGUUACUUUCGACAUGAACCAGAAACAAUGGUCACGGAACAGCCUUGACAAGGUCCCUACCGACGUAUGUGAUUGCUGUUGCUUCGAACCGUGGCUCGAAAUUGCUCCAUAA